Nelumbo nucifera (sacred lotus) is the source of this 1052-nucleotide messenger RNA. Lineage: Eukaryota; Viridiplantae; Streptophyta; Magnoliopsida; Proteales; Nelumbonaceae. The record is from RefSeq and is a predicted model, not a curated record.
CGUCAUUCCUUCAUCCUCCAUAACCAGAGACGACUCGACACUUGAGAGUUGAGAAAUUCCUCUUUUCAGCGGAAACAAACCUUACCGGUACUCAAAUUUUAUUAGUGGCAUUAGAUUCCGGUCAGCGGCAGAUGGUGAAACCUACCGCCGAAGGAAAAUCUUCCGAUAGAACUGGUUCUCAGUAUAAGGGUGUAAGAAAGAGAAAAUGGGGAAAAUGGGUUUCAGAAAUUCGGCUACCCAACAGCCGGGAGAGGAUUUGGUUGGGAUCCUAUGACACCGCCGAGAAGGCCGCUCGGGCCUUCGACGCUGCCCUCUUUUGCUUACGCGGUCGCAAUGCCAAGUUCAAUUUCCCAGAAAACCCACCGGAGAUUCCUCGUGGUAGAUCUCUCACACCGCCGGAAAUUCAAGCUGCUGCGGCUCGGUUUGCGAAUGAAGACCCACAGAAUAAGGAGCCCUCCGAUCAUUUACCGACGGAGACCACGCUGGAAUACCCCUCGCCUUCAUCGGUCUCUGAUGGACCAGUCCCCGCGGAUAGCGAUGUUUCCAUCGACUGGUCCUUCUUCGACAUGUUUCUAGUGGGAUCCGAAGAUAGCGUGUCGGAUUUCGGAGUUUUUUCUGGGUUUGACGAUUAUUCGGCCGACUAUUUUCCCUCGUCACUGGAUUCCUUGGAUUAUGGGGAAGAGAUCAGUAAUGGGGAUUAUAAUCAACAGUCCUUCCUUUGGAAUUUUUAGAAGUUGCAACCACUCACCAAUGGAAGGGAGUUGAGUUCCUGGUUAGUGUCAGAAUUCUGGAGUUUUUAGUUGCCGGAGUUGCUGACUUUAGACUUAUGCUCGACUCGAGAAAGUUGAUUCGAGCAUCGGAUGACCCAGUUCCUUUUUUUCCUCACGAAGUCAUCCUCCUAUUUGUUUCGGUAUGGCACAUAUAUGCUCGUGCCAUACUUAAUUGCUCUCUGUAGUUUUUAAGUAUUAAAUUCUCAAACCGUCAAACCUAUUGUAUAUUAUGUAACACUUCAUUCUUAGCCAAUUUAAUUCAUUCAAUUAAUUUUGCCUAUA